AUGGAUUUAAAUGAGGCAGUGAAACAGAUACUUAAUGGGUUGAAUGAGCUCGAUGAGUUUCUCCAAAAAGCAUAUGAAAGUUCAGUCAUCCACAAAAAUAAGAUGAAGAAGUACCAUGACAAAAAGAUUGAGAAGCGAAAAUUUGCAAUUAGAGACUUCGUUGUUCUAUUAAGCUUUAGAUUGCGCUUGUUUUGGGGAAAACUCAAGUCCAAAUACGUUAGGCCAUUCAUGAUCACUAAAGUGUUCCCACGUAGAGCGGUUGAGUUGGAGAAUAAGGGGGGUGCAAGGUUCACAGUAAAUGGGCAAAGAAUCAAGAUCUACUUAGGGCAUGAGGAGAGUGUCCAUGAUGUGGUUGAAUCAUAUCGCCUUGAUUAUUUUUGA
Messenger RNA from Solanum lycopersicum (tomato), 381 nucleotides. RefSeq lists its product as uncharacterized. NCBI's taxonomy places the organism in Eukaryota, Viridiplantae, Streptophyta, Magnoliopsida, Solanales, Solanaceae. The record is from RefSeq and is a predicted model, not a curated record.